Manihot esculenta (cassava) is the source of this 1397-nucleotide messenger RNA. RefSeq names its product nuclear pore complex protein NUP43. Gene Ontology annotation, molecular function: protein binding. NCBI's taxonomy places the organism in Eukaryota, Viridiplantae, Streptophyta, Magnoliopsida, Malpighiales, Euphorbiaceae. The transcript has 5 exons. Bases 81 to 1148 code for a protein of 355 amino acids. Gene Ontology annotation, cellular component: nuclear pore outer ring. The record is from RefSeq and is a predicted model, not a curated record.
UAUUAACAAGCCCCCAAAAUCAUCACUGUCUUCUUCGUUUAUUUGAAAGUUGAAACAGAAAAACAUCCAAAACCCUAACAAUGGAGAUAACUGGACUUCCUCAACCCCCACAAGUCCACAGAAUCCCUCAAUUCAGAUAUGUAGACUCAAUCCGCUGGCUUCCUUCUAUCUCCCCAUUUCAGAAAUCUCUCAUUGUCGCUUUCUUCGAUACUGACACCAGCACUCCGUCCCUCGAAAUUCACUCUCUAAGCCCCUCAAAAACCCUCUCUCUACUCUCCUGCUGGAACCCACCUUCCCGCAUCUCCUCCCUCAAGUGCACCCCUUCUCUUAUCGCCGCUUCCACAUUUUCCGGCUCUCUCUACUGCUUCUCCACCGCCGGCAAAAGCCUUGAGUCUGUGGUUGCGGAGCCGCAGGUCUCGGUGGUAGGUAGGGACUUUCAUGUGGGGCCGAUUGGGGGAGUGGAUCUAAUGGAGGGCGGGAGUGAUUGUGUGAGUGUUGGGGAAGAUGGGAGGGUGAAUUUAGUUAAGCUUGGAUUUGAAGGUUAUCAUGGAAAGGGGAAUUGCAGGAGGGUUUUUGAUGGGAAUGGGUUAGUUUCAUAUACAGCUGUGAGGUGGGCUUCGCCAACUGAGUUUGUGACCGGUGGAUGUGGGUUUGGGCUGCAAUGGUGGGACCUAAGACGGCCUGGUUCUGCUGUUGCUCAGUUCAAGGGUAAUUGGGAUCAGGGAACAACUUCUGGGAUCAUACACUCCAUUGAUAUUCAUCCAUCAAGAAAACACACAUGUCUGGCAGGAGGUUCUUCAGGUACUGUAUUUGCCUGGGACCUACGCUGGCAACAAGAACCAAUUAUUCUUUCUGGGGUUGGUACAAAUGAGAAUAAGACCCAUUCAUUAUCUGAAAGUGAUGUUUGGGAGGUUCAAUACGACAGCUACAUAAAGUCUUCCAGCAGCAGUAUCUCAUCCUCACGGAUCUUACCUGCAAUGAUCUGUUCGGAAGAUGGGAUCCUUGCUGUUAUUGAACAAGGUGAGGAACCUCUCGAACUCUUGGCUGAACCAUGCGCAAUCAACAGCUUUGACAUUGACCGUCAAAAUCCCUCGGAUGUGGUAUGUAGUUUGGAGUGGGAGUCGAUAGCCAUAUUGUCGAGACCAUAAUUGCGAAUAGCGAACUCAAAACUGAUGGAAUGUGAUUUUUCCGGGCGAUUACCAAGGCAUCGCAUUGCAGAGCCAUGUUUGUGCACAUCUUGAGCAAUAUUUUGUCAUUGAGAUCUCAUUGGUGUUACCUCAUAGAAUUUAUGCUGGAUAGCAGUAUAUUAAAGAGCAUUAGUUGGCAUCAAGUGUAGAAUAUUUUGAUGUUGUAGUUGAUACGAGUAGAUGCAAUUUGAUAUUUUGCUUUUCUUGCAA